Molecule: messenger RNA, 900 nt
Organism: Mesocricetus auratus (golden hamster)
Lineage: Eukaryota; Metazoa; Chordata; Mammalia; Rodentia; Cricetidae
Gene: Tmem126b
Product: transmembrane protein 126B
Exons: 5
Coding region: 76-762 (228 amino acids)
Biological process (GO): mitochondrial respiratory chain complex I assembly
Cellular component (GO): mitochondrion
Source: RefSeq, a predicted model, not a curated record
AGCUGUCAGCCAGCUGCAAAGUCCCGCCCCAGACGCUCCAGCCACGCCCUACAGCCAGGCACGUGAGACGCCAAGAUGGCGGCGUCCGAGCCUCAAGCUUGCCCUGAAUUGAAGGAUGGUGGUGUGGUGCGGAUGGAAGCUAGAGAAGCACCCCAGGACAUCAAGAUGGCAAUUCAUAUAUAUGGUCGGCUGAUUCCUUCUCUAGGGGAUACAAAAUUCAGACCAAUAAUCACCGAAAUUAUUGAAAAACAACUUGAAUACUAUCAAAAAAAGACUGUAAAUAUAUAUGGAACUUUACUCUUUGGAACUUCUAGUGCUAUGUCUGGACUACUGGCAAACAUCGUUUUCAGAAACAGUUUCAAGGUUCAACAUGAAGCUUUGAAGACCUGUGUAUCCUUGACUAUCCUUCCAUUUUUGUCUACUGUCAUUACUUACAAGCUCUUUGUAACUGAUGCUUUGCAUUCAGGUAACUUAAGCGAGGAAAACUGUAUUGUGAGAAGUAUGCUGAUUGGUGUAACAUGUGGUGUUUUAUAUCCCUGUUCUCUGGCUUUUCGUAAAAAUGGACGUUUAGCAGUUAAGUAUCAUUCUGUUCCACUGCCACCAAAAGGAAGAGUUAUACUCUAUUGGGUAACCCUUUGUCAAACUGGGAUGAAAGCAAUGGCUGUUCCUCUAGUAUUUCAGGUACUCUUUGGAUUUAUUCAUGGCUCUUAUCACUAUGCUUUAUGUGAAAAACUACUUGCAAAACCUGUGCCUGAAGAGUAACCAAGCAAUCAGUGGAGGCCAACUCGGCAGAAUGGACUUUUUUGUAAGGACGAGGGCACUGGUCAAAGAGUGAGAAGUAACUCUGCUCCUUUUGCCUAGUAUGUAUCAGAUACUCAGUAAAUAUAAAUGUAAAACAAA